Messenger RNA from Papilio xuthus (Asian swallowtail), 997 nucleotides. It is a transcript of the gene BBS9, whose product is annotated as Bardet-Biedl syndrome 9. Gene Ontology annotation, cellular component: BBSome; membrane. The coding region runs from base 1 to 969 and encodes 322 amino acids. The transcript has 5 exons. Gene Ontology annotation, biological process: cilium assembly. NCBI's taxonomy places the organism in Eukaryota, Metazoa, Arthropoda, Insecta, Lepidoptera, Papilionidae. The record is from RefSeq and is a predicted model, not a curated record.
AUGUUACCUCUGAAACUUUAUUGUUCUAUAGGAGAAAAGAAUUUAGAGAAUCAAAUUAAAUUAAAUGUUCACGUAAAUGAGACAUGUUUGGAUUUGAAGAAUAUAUUUACAGAUUUUACAAAAGAAGAUUUAAGUAAUUUCGAAGAAACCGUUAACUCUAUUACAUUCAAAUAUAAAACGACAGAUAAAACUGUCACCGUUUGUGCGCAUGAACAAGAAUACUCAAUAGAAUCGGAUGAUUUUCCCGAAAUAUCAUCUAUGUUGGAUCAUUUUUUAAACAGAAUAAAUGAAUAUUAUAUUCGAACAAACAUCGGAGUGCGUAUAACAGUAAAACCUAGUAAAGAAUUUAUCACGCAAAUGAUACAUAGGUUUUUAAAAAGCAUUGAAACUCACGCUAAAGAAAGGAUAAAGUUGAAAAAAAUACUGGACGAGCUGAAUAUUUUACAACGACAGUUCACUGCAGUUCAAAAGAGGUUGCUCGUGCAAUACGGUUCCUUGCCACCCGCCGACUGCGACCCUCUCGAGUUUCUAAUGAAAGACACACAUCAGCGUAUAAUAAUUAUUGUCUACGAAAUUAUUCAGAACAGGAAUGUGGUGUGCAGAGCGGGCAACACUCUUGUUGCUAUUGGACGUCUUAUCAUUUGCAUAUUAAGAAAUUCUUCAACCGAUACUUUAAAAGUGGUCCUUAUUGAAGAAAUGCUGUCUCUGGAUUUAUUGCAUGACGAUUGCCAAGAAUGGGAAGAAGCGGUGACUAAAGUCUCUUCUUUUGUAUCAAACAAAUUAUUAAAAAAUACAGAAAAAGAUAGAGAAAAGUUAGCGCCGGUUUCUGAAGAAGAAACUCUGUCUCACAUCAACUUGAAGAGAUUUCUAAGAAAAUUAAAAAUAAUCCUGGAAAAAGUAUUCGAUGAAAUAAACGAAGAUACACAGGGAAAUAUAAUGCGAACAGAAGAAUUGGUUGAAAUAAUAUAAUUAAAAUGAUAACGUGUUACUAUUGCUG